AUGGCGCUCCAUGAACCUCUGGGACAGUUUUCAAAGGCGUUUGUUCGGCGCCUAGUGACAUCAGUCUAUUCUCCUAUACCAUCGUUACGGCGCAAUGUCUCCGACAACGCAUCUGAUCGAGUAGACUUGGCCGAAACCACCUUCUAUGAAGCUUCGCAAGCAGAUACCGACGUGAUCCAGAAGUUUGAUCCCAUAGCAAGAAGCAGAGCUCGAAGGCAACAGCUGCCUCGUAGUCGCUACCAAUUCCGCUCCCCAAAAUACGACAAGGGCCCUCUUCACCCCCAUAGACCUCCUCCAGAAUGGGAUCCAUCGUCCCGUCUUUUCGUUCCAGGCCCCUUCAGCAACUCUCGCGUCGAACAGACAUAUGAAUCGACGAUCGCCCCCGACAUCCUCACCCUUUGCUACGUUCACAACCCACCCGGGUUCACACCACCACCCAAGUCCGAGCGGCUUCGGUCAUGGGGCGACAGUUCACCGUAUCACAAAAAUAGAUCGCUCCGCGGGCCCAGAGGUGGCGAUGUCCUCCGUCUUCUCCGCAAACCAAUUACUUUCAGGAACAUACCGAAACUCGAGAAAAUCACCGUCCACAGCUACAUCAAAGAAGCCAUAUCCAGCGGCUCGGCCCCCUUACACGUCGGCGGCAUGGUUAUACAGGCUAUCACUAAUGUCAGAGCCGAGACCCACACGUCCAGAAGCAGUGUGCCGAAAUGGGGCAUCACUCCUGGCAAGAAUUUUGUCUCCGUGACUGCGGAACUCCGUGGAGAGAAUAUGUACCACUUCUUCGGAAAGCUUGUCGAUGUGGUUAUGCCGAGGAUCAAGGACUGGAAGGGUGUCAAAGGCAGUAGUGGUGAUAGCAGCGGCAACAUCACACUUGGGCUGGACCCGCAGGUUGUCGCUUUAUUUCCCGAAAUCGAGGUGAAUUAUGAUAUGUAUCCACCAAAAAUGAUUCCAGGUUGCCACAUCACCAUCCACACCUCCGCUCGCAUGGACAAGGACGCCAGACUUCUACUUAGCGCUAUGGGAAUUCCAUUCUACGGAAAAUUUGUGAACUAA
Ophidiomyces ophidiicola is the source of this 1053-nucleotide messenger RNA. It is a transcript of the gene mrpl7, whose product is annotated as 54S ribosomal protein L7, mitochondrial. Bases 1 to 1053 code for a protein of 350 amino acids. The transcript is spliced from 3 exons. Lineage: Eukaryota; Fungi; Ascomycota; Eurotiomycetes; Onygenales; Onygenaceae. Gene Ontology annotation, molecular function: structural constituent of ribosome; RNA binding. Gene Ontology annotation, cellular component: cytosolic large ribosomal subunit; ribosome. Gene Ontology annotation, biological process: translation. The record is from RefSeq and is a predicted model, not a curated record.